AUGCCUCUGCUGUUUCUGGAGAGGUUUCCCUGGCCCAGCCUGCAGACCUACACCGCCCUGAGUGUGGCUUUGCUGGCUGGGAGCAUCUUCAGUGCCUACACCACUGUCACUGACCCAGGGUUUGGGGCCUUGGAAUCUGAGGACACCCCAGCCCCCUCUGAUGUGGAUCUGGAACACUUGAGAAAUGCAGUGGGUAGUACAGAACUGGCCAGAACUGUCCUCUGGUAUCUAAUUAACGACACUUUGUUUGUAUGGGUGUUGGUGAACACAUUCUGCUGCUCUUUGAUGUUGAUUGCAAAAAUGAUCCAGUAUGUGGUUUUUGGCCCCCUCAGAGUCAGCGAGAAGCAGCAUCUUAAGGAUAAAUUCUGGAACUUCAUCUUCUACAAGUUCAUUUUCAUAUUUGGAGUGUUGAAUGUGCAAACCGUGGAAGAAGUGGUCAUGUGGUGUUUGUGGUUCUCAGCCUUGGUCUUUCUCCAUCUCAUGGUUCAGCUCUGCAAAGACCGUUUUGAAUAUCUGUCUUUCUCUCCAUCCACCCCAAUGAACAGCCAUGUGAGAGUGCUCUGUCUGCUGGUGUCGCUGCUCCUGGACUGCUGCGGCCUGGCGGUGGUUUGCGGCCUGUUAGGAGCCUCUCAUGGCAUGCAUACUCUCUCAUUUAUGGCUGCAGAGUGUUUGUUGGUGACUGUUCGCACUGGGCACGUUAUACUGAGGUACUCCAUCCAUCUGUGGGAUCUGAACCAUCCAGGAACCUGGGAGAGCAAAGGAACAUAUGUCUACUACACAGACUUCAUAAUGGAGCUGGCUAUGCUCUUUCUGGAUCUUGUACACCAUAUCCAUAUGCUGCUGUUUGGUAACAUCUGGCUGUCCAUGGCGAGCUUGGUUAUCUUUAUGCAGUUGCGAUAUCUUUUCCACGAGGUCCAGCGUCGCAUUCGCAGACACAAGAACUACCUUAGAGUUAUUAACAACAUGGAGGCCAGGUUUGCAGUUGCUACUGCAGAGGAGCUGGCUGCAAAUGAUGACGAUUGUGCCAUCUGCUGGGAUGCCAUGCUGACAGCACGCAAACUACCCUGUGGUCAUCUUUUCCAUAACUCUUGUUUGCGUUCAUGGCUCGAGCAAGACACAUCAUGUCCCACGUGUCGAACCUCGCUGAACAUCAGCGGCGAUGGGGCUCCGGGGAGAAACCCGCAGCAGGGUGCUGGUUUGGAAGACAACAUUGGUCAAGUUGGAGCUGCCCCAGAAGCUCGACCACACAUCAACCAUCACAACCACUUCUUCCACUUUGAUGGGUCUCGCAUUGCCAGCUGGCUGCCCAGUUUUUCAGUUGAAGUAAUGCACACGAACAAUAUUUUGGGCAUGGCUCAGGCCAACAACUCGCAGCUUAUGGCCAUGGCCCAUCAGAUUCAGGAGAUGUUCCCUCAGGUGCCCUCCUACCUUGUUAUUCAGGACCUGCAGCUGACUCGCUCUGUUGAAGUCACCACAGACAACAUUUUGGAAGGACGAAUCCAGGUGCCCUUCCCUGCCCAGGCCAUAGAACGCGCCCCCAUCCAGGGCAGCCCAGCAGCAGAUGAGCAGCCAGGUCCCAGUGGUGGAUCAGAGCAGAACCCCAGUGAGUCAGACAACAUGGAGGCCAGGGGUGGUCGCUUUUCCAAGUCCGCUGAAGAGAGGCAGAAGAUGCUAAAGCUGAGAAAAGAAGAAUUGCUCCAGCAAGCACGCAGGAGAUAUUUGAACAAGGGUCAAGAAGAUCAUGAUGACUUACCCAGACUGGAGGAGGACUCUCUCUCGGAACCGGACUCAAAUGUGCUGAGACGUAGAACCAUGGCAGCUGCUGCAGAGAGACGAAUGCAACUUCAAGAAGAACCUGCACCUUGA
Messenger RNA from Cyprinodon tularosa, 1866 nucleotides. Its product is annotated as E3 ubiquitin-protein ligase AMFR-like. The record is from RefSeq and is a predicted model, not a curated record. Lineage: Eukaryota; Metazoa; Chordata; Actinopteri; Cyprinodontiformes; Cyprinodontidae. The transcript is spliced from 13 exons. Gene Ontology annotation, molecular function: ubiquitin protein ligase activity; ubiquitin binding. The coding region runs from base 1 to 1866 and encodes 621 amino acids. Gene Ontology annotation, biological process: endoplasmic reticulum unfolded protein response; protein K48-linked ubiquitination; ubiquitin-dependent protein catabolic process. Gene Ontology annotation, cellular component: endoplasmic reticulum; ubiquitin ligase complex; cytosol.